AUGGCCCCCGCGCGCUGCCCCGCCCGAGCCCUGAUGCUCGCCUACGCGGGCCUGCUGACCGCCGCCGCGGGCCUCGGCUCCCCGGAGCCCGGCGCGCCCUCGGGGAGCCGCGCGCGCGAGGAGCCGCCGCCCGGCAACGAGCUGCCCGCGGAGCCGGCCGCCCGCCCGCCGGAGCCCACCCUGGAGCGAGCGCACGGCAUCGACCCCCGAGAUGCCUGGAUGCUCUUCGUCAGGCAGAGUGACAAGGGCGUGAACAGCAAGAGGGGGAGCAGAGGCAAAGCCAAGAGGCUGAAGCUCGGCCUGCCAGGGCCCCCGGGACCCCCUGGCCCCCAGGGCCCCCCCGGCCCCAUCACCCCACCUGAGGUCCUGCUGAAGGAGUUCCAGGUGCUGCUGAAAAGCGCGGUGCGCACGCGGGAGUGCGCGGAGACCGAGCCCCGCCCGCGCGGCCCCGCCGCGGAGCCGGCCGCGCCCCCGGAGGAGGAGGAGGAGGAGGAGGAGGAGGCGGCGGCGGGGCGCGUGCUGGCGCUGCUGGCUGCGCCCCUGGCCCCAGGGCCGUGGGCGCCGCGCGUCGAGGCCGCCUUCCACUGCCGCCUGCGCCGGGACGCGCCUGUGGGGCGGCGCGCGCUGCACGAGCUCGGCCCCUGCUACGUGCCCGACGCCCAGGGCGCCUUCCGCCGCGGCCCGGGCCUGAACCUGACCAGCGGCCAGUACACGGCGCCCGUGGCCGGCCUCUACGCGCUCGCCGCCACGCUGCACGUGGCGCUGAGCGCACAGCCGGCGCGGGGCCCGCCGCGCCCCCGGGACCGUCUGCGCCUGCUCAUCUGCAUCCAGUCCCGCUGCCAGCACCACGUCUCCCUGGAGGCUGUUACAGGGCUGGAGAGCAGCGGUGAACUGUUCACCAUCUCGGUCAGUGGCGUGCUGUAUCUGCAGGCAGGGCAGUACACCUCCGUCUUCCUGGACAACGCCAGCGGCUCCUCCCUCACGGUGCGCAGCGGCUCCCACUUCAGCGCCGUCCUCCUUGGCGUGUGA
Messenger RNA from Hippopotamus amphibius kiboko, 1029 nucleotides. RefSeq names its product erythroferrone (gene ERFE). Bases 1 to 1029 code for a protein of 342 amino acids. Gene Ontology annotation, molecular function: hormone activity. NCBI's taxonomy places the organism in Eukaryota, Metazoa, Chordata, Mammalia, Artiodactyla, Hippopotamidae. Gene Ontology annotation, biological process: positive regulation of insulin receptor signaling pathway; positive regulation of D-glucose import across plasma membrane; negative regulation of gluconeogenesis. The transcript has 8 exons. The record is from RefSeq and is a predicted model, not a curated record.